UUUGGUGGUACUUACCAAUACAUUGCUUUUCGUUAGAUCUUCAUCUCAUAACCUACCGUUUGUUUAGUCUUUUUAUUGAAAUUUUAAGGACAUGUCAACAUGAUUGAUGUGACUUAUCGUCGAAUAAAUGUCGAUCCCACCCAGUUAAAGUAUGUCUUGCAGACGAAGUGGAUGAAAAAUGGAGUAGAAAUACUCUUAGUUAGCCGGGACUCCGCCUGGACUGGAGAGCUCACAGCCAACGACAUUACAAAUUUUAUUAAAGAGUUUGACUUGAAAUUAUCCUAUUUCAAUGAAGAGAUGAGAGCUGCUAUAGGAACACCUACUAGUGAAUCAAAUCAAUUUACAUACACCCUACAAGACAAUUUUUUCAACUGGAAAAAGUUUAUGGGAGGUACUACGUUUGCCAAACUAGGCCGUGUAAGAGUACAGGAAGUGAUGGUAACAGCAUCCUAUGAGGAAAUGGUAGAUAAAUUGUUGGAUAAGCUGUCUAGUAUUCAAGAAAAUUUCAGUAUUGUGGAAAAUGAAAAUAUAUCCAUUAAGACAGAUCGAGAUAAAGCCUUGGCUAAGAUGAAGAAGAUAGCUAGCGAAAAAGAAGAAUGGGAAAAGACUCUGUACGGACAAUUUAUUGCAAUCCUUAAUGCAAAAAAAGAAAAAAUUCUUGCUUUAGAGGAGGAGCUGGAGUUUCGAAACUCCGAAAAUUCUCAAGGGAGUGUGAAGCUUUUGGAGACUGACACUACUCGCGAUGAUCUCAAGGGGGAGCAGGAUGAGGACAAUCCGUACGAGGCAGCCACGGAUGUUGACACCGAUCCGAACUCGAAUGAAGGGGAAGACCAAAGUUCGGACUGGGACCGCACUCUGUCGCCGGAGCCGAAGCCGCAGCCUUCGUCGUCCGCGCUGAGAAGACACAGAGAUAUGUUUGAGAGCUUUGACUCUUCGCCGGGGAGUCCUGCGCCUGUGUUGCCCAAACGGGCCAGAAUGCCGGCGAGCGAGCACAGCGUGGAGGUCGCUGAGGCGGGUCCCUCCCAGGAACAUACUACGUCGGCUGUGGUAGACGUGGAGGUGGUCAGGACGAAUGUUACAGAGGAGGACAAGGGAGAAGAUUCAGACGAUAUGGACCAUUUAACCUUAGGGGAGGAUACGCAGGACCUCCUUGCCGAUUUUUAAAUAUAUUUGUGAUAACAGCUUACACCAAAAAUGAAUGUACAUCUGAUCUCAGAAUGUAGGUUUGGUUGUUGCCUGUUGUACUGAUAAGUGUUCCGUCUGUUAUUUACGUAUAUUUCCUUUUCAUGUGUUAAAGCUAUUGUGUAUGUAGUAUAAAACCUGUUGUAUUUUCUGGUUGUUCAUAGUUCCAUUCAUUUUGAAUCUUUUAAAAGAAACAGAUAUUUGCUGAUUUUAUUACUUUUUUUAUGAUUCUGAAAACUGUUUGUAUUUUAGAAUAUCUUUUUAUCUAAAUUUUUUACCGUUUUUAUGUUGAAAUGUAUGAUGUUCUAGGAAAUAAAUGUGUAAAUCAAAUUGUG
Messenger RNA from Frankliniella occidentalis (western flower thrips), 1517 nucleotides. RefSeq lists its product as uncharacterized. Gene Ontology annotation, biological process: DNA recombination; double-strand break repair via nonhomologous end joining; response to X-ray. Bases 100 to 1164 code for a protein of 354 amino acids. Lineage: Eukaryota; Metazoa; Arthropoda; Insecta; Thysanoptera; Thripidae. Gene Ontology annotation, cellular component: DNA-dependent protein kinase-DNA ligase 4 complex; nucleus; DNA ligase IV complex. Gene Ontology annotation, molecular function: DNA binding. The transcript has 5 exons. The record is from RefSeq and is a predicted model, not a curated record.